UGAAAUUAUUUUUAUAGUGCAUAAAAUUUUAAAAAUUACUUGCGUAACAAAUUAGCCAAAUACGUCUCAGUUUGCCAGCAAACGAUAGCUACUUUUUUGUUUUUGGAAAAAUAAAAUAAAAUGUGGUCCCACUUAGAACGUGGGAGUUCACCAGUGGAUUGGUGUGAAUCGAAUUACUCUAUUUCACCAUUGAUAGCCGAAUUCGUGAACACCGUGAGCAAUGUCCUGUUCUUCCUGCUCCCACCAGUACUGAUACAUUUGUUUCAAGAAUAUGCCAAAUUUGUAAAUCCAGCAAUCAAUAUCCUUUGGGUCCUCCUCAUGAUUGUCGGAAUUAGUUCAGCAUACUUUCAUGCUACACUGAGCUUAGUUGGUCAAUUGUUGGAUGAACUAGCUAUAUUGUGGGUUUUCAUGGCAGCAUUUGCAAUGUUUUUGCCAAGAAGAUAUUUCCCAAAGUUUCUCAGGGGAAACAGGAGGGUGUUGGCCUUCUACUCGAGUGUGGUCUCGGUGAUGUCGACGGGCUUUCUGGUUAUGCAUCCAGCUGCUAAUGCCUUCGCCCUUAUGACCUUGGCUUUUCCCGCUAUCGGAUUCUUGUACAAGGAGCUGACUAGAGUGAAAUGCGCUCGGGUCUACCGGCUUGGCUUGCGCUGCGUCGCCGUAAGCUUUCUCGCCAAAUUCUGCUGGAUCAUAGACAGACUAUUCUGCGAUGCGUGGCUCUCCAUCAACUUCCCCUACUUCCAUGGUCUAUGGCAUAUCCUUAUCUUCAUAGCGAGUUACACGGCCCUAGUGCUCUUCGCUUAUUUUCACGUUUCCGAAGAACGACCCGAACAAAAACCAUUACUCAGAUACUGGCCUAGGAACGAUUUCGAACUAGGCAUACCUUAUAUUACGUUCAAACAUCCUUGCAAAAAUGACAAAGGGCACGCUAUAUAAAUCUUUUAUGUUUAACAUUUAAUUUAUGUGAUUCGAUUCGAUCUCCACAUUUAUGAAAAAGCGAUAGAGUAUUUAAAUAUAUAUACACAUAUGUAUAUAUGUUGUAUAAUAGGUUGAUUUAUUUGAGUGCAUUUAUGUAGUCGCUUAAAUCGUGACAGGUGC
Messenger RNA from Chilo suppressalis (striped riceborer), 1092 nucleotides. NCBI's taxonomy places the organism in Eukaryota, Metazoa, Arthropoda, Insecta, Lepidoptera, Crambidae. The record is from the annotation of a GenBank genome assembly.